CUGAGGGCGGUCAGUGCGAGCGCUGGGAGUCGCGGGGUCGCUGGCGGCGCCGCCGGAGGAGAGGCUGCUGCCGGGGCAUGCGGGGAGAUGAGGCUCAAGCCCGGUAGCAUCGUGACAUUUCUGUGCCUCAGCGCCGCCUUCUCCUUUGUCUGCUUCACCGCCUGGAGCAGGAGCGGAGGAAGUGGCUUAGACAUAUACCAAAGCCAGUUUUUGGAACUUCAUCAAAGAUUGUUAUAUGCCGAAAAAGAAAAUAAAAAAAGAUCCCAUGAGUUGAGCAUUGUCCUGGAUGCAAUUAAGCGGGUAGUAGCAGAGAGACUGAACUCUACAGCAAAUCAUACAGAUGCUAUGAAGUGGAAAGUGUUAAAUCUCACUAGCAAACUCCCUUUGCAUCUUACAAACAUACACUACUACCUACCUCAUCUCCGGGAUCGUGAAAACAGCCUUUACCCAAAUGUUGUCAUUGGACAAGGAAGAACUGGAGUCUCCCUUGUGAUGGGUAUUCCUACUGUGAAAAGGGGAAAACAAAGUUAUCUGCUGGGCACGUUGAACUCUCUCUUCUAUGAGAUGACUGCAGAGCAGAAGAAUGAUUGUGUAGUGGUUAUCUUUGUAGCAGAGGUGAAUGCAGAGUAUGUUAACAGUAUUGCAGAAAGUGUUAAAAUCAGCUUCCCUAAUGAAGUGCAGUCGGGCGUUAUUGAGGUUAUUUCCCCUCUUGCUUCCUAUUACCCAGACCUCUCCAAUCUCAAGGAAACAUUUGGUGACUCAAAGGAAAGAGUAAGGUGGAGAACUAAACAGAAUUUGGAUUAUAGCUUUUUAAUGCUAUAUGCACAACCUAAGGGAACAUUUUAUUUACAGCUGGAAGAUGAUAUUGUGGCAAAACCUCAGUACUUUGAGAAAAUAAAAAACUUUGCUCUUGAACAGCCCUCUGAUGAGUGGAUGAUACUUGAAUUCUCUCAGCUUGGAUUUAUUGGAAAGUUGUUUAGAACUAAAGAUUUACCACUCAUAGUAGAAUUCUUUUUAAUGUUCUACAAAGACAAGCCCAUAGACUGGCUUCUAGACCACUUACUCUGGGUUAAAGUAUGCAGUCCAGAAAAGGAUCCAAAACACUGUGAAGGGCAAAAGGCCUAUGUGCGUAUCCGUUCUAAGCCAUCUCUCUUUCAGCAUGUGGGAAUUCAUUCAUCUUUGGCUGGGAAAAUACAGAAUUUAAAAGAUAAAGAUUUUGACAAAAACAUGCUACAUAAAGCACAUGUUAACCCCCCUGCAAAAGUGACUACUAGCCUAAGAAUAUUCCAGCAUUAUACUUUGGAAAAGGCUUAUGAAGGAAUGGACUGUUUUUGGGCUUUUUCUCCAGUGGCUGGAGAUUAUAUCUUAUUCACUUUUUUACAGCCAUUGAAAGUAGAUGGUGUGGGGUCUAAACAGGAAGAAGGUGGCUUCUACACAACAUUGCCUUUUUUAGCUGAUGCCCCACUACUCUAGUGCUGCUUAAUUUUUAUUGUGAACCUUAUAUUUGGAGUUCUUCUUAAUGCCUCAGCUGCAGGAUUCAUGUAAAAGUGAGAAUCUCAGGUUUCAUUUAAAACAAAACAAAAACUUAUGAGCCUGAAUGGUUGCAAAGAAACUAUUAUAAGCAUGAAAUCUAAAGAGGCUCCAAGCCCAGAAGGCAAGUGAAAAGAAUCCAAAAAGUAUUUUUUUAAAUCUCAUGAGUUUUUGGGGGGCUUAACUCAUGAUUUUUGAAUGCUUGAAGCUGGCAAUACUGUUACCUAUUGGCCAAUAUUGGAGCUGCUUAGAAACACUUGAUCAAUAGACCUCCAUGAAUAACUGAGGGCUGCCACUGGCAUAUGGGUCCCACAAUAAGAGGUGCUAGUUGGACAUCCUGUCAUCAAGGAAGUUUCAUAAAAAUUAGGAGACAGCCCACUUUUGGUACCUAAAAUGCUGGAUUUUCAAGGAAGUCCACACUCUUACAGCAAGACUUGGGGAUGAUCCUUAUGCAGCUGCCUGCAUGGGUAUUGCAGGCCUCAGGUAGGCUUUGGAAUAAUAUGGGACUAUUGGGGUCUGUGUGUAAGGGCUAGUGAAGCUUGGAAUGAGUUAGAUUGAUUGGGAUUUGAGCACUGAAAGGGAGAAAGAAAGAUUAGUGACAAUUCAGCAUGGUGUUGCUUUCCCCUUUCACUGUUUCCAGAACAGGUUGUCUUUUGGGAUAUAUUGUUUGAAAUUUAAAGGUUUUAAUACAGUUUGGCCAAAUAGCUGCAAAUGUUAACAUCUGUCUCUGGCUUCACUGACAUGCUAUUUGCAAUAAAGAACGUAUAUUUAAAGUUUUACUUCAGAAAUUAUUCUUGAGAACUAUUCACCUAGAAUCUUCUACCGUACAAAAAUAUGCAGAAAUAAUAUAGUUCUCAC
Gopherus evgoodei (Goodes thornscrub tortoise) is the source of this 2388-nucleotide messenger RNA. RefSeq names its product MGAT4 family member D (gene MGAT4D). The record is from RefSeq and is a predicted model, not a curated record. Bases 88 to 1473 code for a protein of 461 amino acids. The transcript has 12 exons. Lineage: Eukaryota; Metazoa; Chordata; Testudines; Testudinidae. Gene Ontology annotation, cellular component: endoplasmic reticulum; endoplasmic reticulum-Golgi intermediate compartment; Golgi stack. Gene Ontology annotation, molecular function: acetylglucosaminyltransferase activity. Gene Ontology annotation, biological process: protein N-linked glycosylation.